CGCAUUGCAUUGUGGGCAGACGGCCAUAUUAGUUUUCCACCCCGGAGUGAAAAUCUUCUGUUGUUGGGGUCAAGUUGUGCAGUUAAAUUUGGUACGAUGGCGGGUAACGUGGGGAUGGAACAACUCAUCCCCAUCGUCAACAAACUUCAAGAUGCAUUUACUCAGCUUGGGGUGCAUAUGCAACUGGAUCUUCCUCAAAUUGCUGUAGUGGGUGGGCAAAGUGCUGGCAAGAGUUCCGUGUUGGAAAAUUUCGUUGGCAGAGACUUCCUACCCCGAGGUUCUGGUAUUGUAACCAGAAGACCCCUGAUUCUUCAGUUGAUAAACAGUACCACAGAGUAUGCCGAGUUCCUGCACUGUAAGGGCAAGAAAUUCGUCGACUUUGAAGAGGUGCGGAAGGAGAUCGAGGCGGAGACGGAUCGAGUCACUGGUAGCAACAAGGGCAUCUCCAACAUCCCCAUCAACUUGAGGGUGUACUCUCCCAAUGUGUUGAACCUGACCCUAGUAGACCUCCCUGGCAUGACGAAGGUUCCCAUAGGCGACCAGCCGGCCGACAUAGAGCACCAGAUACGGGCCAUGAUCAUGCAGUUCAUUAAGCAAAACAACUGCCUGGUUCUGGCUGUCACGCCGGCAAACAGCGAUCUGGCCAACAGUGAUGCGCUCAAACUGGCCAAGGAAGUCGACAGUCCAGGGGUAAGAACCAUCGGUGUAAUCACCAAGCUGGAUCUGAUGGACGAGGGUACGGAUGCAAGAGAUAUCCUGGAGAACAAGUUGCUACCCCUGCGUCGAGGCUACAUCGGUGUCGUCAACCGUAGCCAGAAGGAUAUUGAAGGACGGAAAGAUAUCAAGGCUGCCCUGGCCGCUGAGCGCAAGUUCUUUCUUAGUCACCCAUCCUACAGACACUUGGCUGACCGCCUUGGUACUCCGUAUCUACAGAGAGUGUUGAACCAGCAACUGACCAACCACAUCCGUGACACUCUGCCUGGCCUUCGGGACAAACUACAGAAACAAUAUCUGGCGCUGGAGAAAGAUGUGGAACAAUUUAAGCAUUUCAGGCCUGAUGACCCUUCUAUCAAGACCAAGGCAAUGUUGCAGAUGAUCCAGCAGUUACAGUCUGACUUUGAACGGACGAUCGAGGGCUCCGGCUCGGCCCAGAUCAACACCAAUGAACUCUCAGGUGGUGCCAAGAUCAAUCGGCUCUUCCACGAGCGCUUUCCCUUUGAAAUCGUCAAAAUGGAGUUUGAUGAGAAAGAAUUAAGGAGAGAAAUUGCUUUUGCCAUUAGAAACAUACACGGUAUUCGAGUUGGACUGUUCACCCCAGACAUGGCUUUUGAAGCAAUUGUUAAAAAACAGAUCAAUAGACUAAAAGAGCCUUGCCUAAAGUGUGUGGAUCUAGUGGUUCUAGAAUUAUGUAACGUAGUUCGGAUAUGCACAGAAAGGAUGAACAGAUAUCCACGGCUGCGCGAAGAGACGGAACGUAUCAUCACAACGUACGUGCGGCAGCGUGAGCAGCUCUGUAAGGAGCAGCUGGUUAUGCUGGUGGACUGUGAGCUGGCUUACAUGAACACCAAUCAUGAGGACUUCAUCGGGUUUGCCAAGGGCGCCGACCAUUUCAGCCAAAAUAGUGCACAGCAGUCGUCCGAGAACACCAACAAGACGGGCCGCAAGCUGGGAAACCAGGUGAUACGCAAGGGCUGGAUGUGUAUCCACAACUUGGGGAUAAUGAAGGGAGGCUCUCGAGACUACUGGUUUGUCCUCACUUCCGAGAACAUCUCCUGGUUCAAAGAUGAAGAGGAGAGAGAGAAGAAGUACAUGCUGCCGCUGGAUGGGCUCAAGCUCCGAGACGUGGAGCAGGGCUUCAUGUCCAGGAGACACACCUUCGCUCUCUUCAACCCAGAGGGCCGGAACGUUUACAAGGACUACAAGCAGCUGGAGUUGAGCUGUGAGACACAGGAUGAGGUGGAUUCGUGGAAGGCUUCGUUUUUGAGAGCUGGAGUGUACCCAGAGAAAACCACAGACACGGCCAACGGGGAGGAGGGUGGCAGUGAAGGCACAUCAUCCAUGGACCCGAUGCUUGAGAGACAGGUCGAAACCAUCCGCAACCUGGUGGACUCCUACAUGAAGAUUGUCACCAAGACUACCAGGGAUCUGGUGCCCAAGACUAUAAUGUUCCUCAUCAUCAAUAAUGCCAAGGACUUCAUCAAUGGAGAACUGCUCGCUCAUCUUUAUGCUUCUGGGGAUCAGUCAUCAAUGAUGGAAGAAUCACCUGAAGAAGCACUCAAGAGGGAGGAGAUGCUGCGUAUGUAUCACGCCUGUAAGGAGGCUCUGCGUAUCAUUGGCGAUGUCUCCAUGGCAACAGUCAGCACGCCUGUGCCACCUCCUGUCAAGAACGACUGGCUAGCUUCUGGUCUGGACAAUCCAAGGUUAUCACCCCCAUCACCAGGUGGACCACGAAGAGGAAUGCCCAUGACGAUGGGAGGCCAGAUGGGAGGGAGUCGAGCUCCACCACCACCCCCCGCCACUGGCCGCCCCGCCCCCGCCAUCCCUUCCCGUCCUGGCCCCGCUCAGGGCCCACCCAUGCCCCCUGGCCGACCAGGUGGACAAGGCUUGCCGCCACCACUCAUACCCUCGAGAGGUGGAGGGGGAGGGAUGGGGAUGCCCAUGCCCCAGAUACCACAGCGGGUGCAGCAGGCCGCAAUGCAAGCCGCUACACAAGCUGCAGUCAACGAGUUAACCAACGCGUUCGCAAGCCGCUUCAAGUAGGCACAUGUUACCAUACGUUACGUUACAGUGUGUUUGUGCUGUGCGCUGUACCGAGCUUGAGCUAACCCCCGGACUAACCAAUGGCUGAGCCACUGUUGACAUAAAACUGCUAAAGUUACAACCACUCAAUAAUAUAAUAUUAAUCACCUGUGAUUGCAUAGUAUUAAUUCUCUUUUACAGACUGUUUUCAAGAUUUCUUUCACUUUAUGCAACAUUUGAAUAAAGACAAUUAACGAGUUUAUUUAUUGUUGUUAAAACAAUUUCAUAUAUACGUUAAUCUUUUAAAAGAUUUGAUUGGUCUUGCUUAUAAAUAUUGUUAAUGUUAUUUAUUUCACUGAUUGUUUGUUGCAAAUUGUUGCUUUUAUGUCAUUUGUUGCUAUUUAUGUUUGUGAUUUUGUUCUUUAAAAUGUUCUUGAUACGAAUAUUCUUAGUUAAAUACAAAUUCUUUACUGCUUUAAUAUAAAUGAAUUAAAUUUUUUUAUAUAUAUUUUUAGCAUUUACUCAAAAUACAUGGCACUAGUCCGGACCAACAUAUCACCUAUGUGAUCACAGACGCAGCAAACACAAACAGGUCAACCAUACAAUAAUAAUGUAACAAACUAAUUUAGUGAAAAACAAAACAAGAUCUUUCUGAUUGGCCAAAAAAAGGAAACAAUUCGAUAAUAAAUGUGUGUAAACAAAUACAUGGUAUUGCUCAUUAUUAUAAACGGUAAAAUAUAAGAUCCAAAGAAACAUAUGUUUGAAGUAAAUUUAAAUGUAGUAAAUAUUGUAAUAUAAAAUACUAUUCAUAUAUUUUAAACGAAUAGUAAAAUAAAACUUAACCCACCUUCUUAAGAGCUACAAAUUAUAUGUAACAAUAUUAUAAUAUUGUUGCAAUAUUUAUUUUAUUUGUUAUUUAAAAGCCGGAUGUUCUUUUUGGACUGAAUAGUUUACAGUACAAUAUAAUCUUGCUAAUGGAUAUAUCUUUUAAAGUAAUCCUAUUUCGAGCUAGUCCAGUGAUAAUCAUUAAUAUUCUAAAUGUCAAAAGUGUAAUUAAUUUAUCAAAAUUAAGUUUCAUGUUCAUAUUACAAAAGGGCAUGUUUUAAAUUGUGUAUUGAAUGUCCAAAUUUAGUUAUUAUAUGAGCCAAUUACUGAGGCUUUAAUUUUGGGGAUCAGGAAAAUGAGUUUCUAUGAAGUAAUAUUUUUCAUUGAAAGAGAUAACUGUAAUGUAUAAAAUAAUUGAAAAGCUUGGCUGUAGAAGGUGGCUUAAUGUCUUGAGGUGACGGUUUUUCUCUUGGAGUUUGGCUUCUGUGUUAACAAAUUAAUUAAUUAUAUGAUAUGUGUUGAGUUUCGAAUACCUUGUUAAAAAGAGAUAUAAUAUGUUUUUGAAAUUGGGAGCAAACCUGAACUGAAAACGUAACACCAUUUUUUCUGAGGUUAACGUUGAACCCAAACUUCCGGAGUAAAACGUACACUUACAACAUGUAUAAUUUUAUAUUUGUACAUAUUUUGAGUUCAGCGUAAUGUUAUUUUUGUUAGCCAAUGGUACACAGUUUUACGGUUAUAUAAUUUAGUGAUUGUAUUUUUCUAUAUAUUGUAAGAAUUGCUUGUACCAGUUCUGUACAGUUGUAUAUACGCCCUCAGGCAGGCUUCCAGUUCUGAGUGUAGCCUUCAAGUAUUAGUAGUGGCAAUCUUCUGUUGUUCAUUUGCAGCCGUAUUAAGUCCUCGAGUUUGGUGUUCAAUUGAAUUAAUUAGCCUGGUUAGUUUGCAAAAGUAUAAACUGUUUUAGUAUUUUUUGUUGUCGAUAACUAAUUUAGAAAAAUACUAGCAUAUAAAUAAUAAGAGAAAGAAAGUAAUGUGUUAUGACAUUCUUGUAGGUUUUAGGUUAUUUCAUUAUAAAUCCUCAUAAGUGUAGAGAGACCUUUAGCGUUUAAUGUGUUUUUGUUCGUUGCGUAAAAUAUAUCCAGUAGAAAUCUGAGUUGAAGGUCAAUUCGCGCGAAUGUGUACCAAAGUUUUUGAUCUCUAUCGCACUAUAGUCUUUUGUUCUACAGGAUCGUGUCUUGCCUUAGUUUGAGAUGUGAUAAUACAAACACACCAGAGUUCAGUAGCUUAGUGUGUUGGGUUACAAAAUAUUAACGCAUUCCUAAUUCGGUUUUCCCUUGAAUAGGUAACGAUUUAUAUUCAUAACCGAUAUUGUGACAUAGAUAUAUUAUAAGUAACAAAGUCAUAGUCAUUCUCGAUCGUAGUGUGGAGUUAUUUUCAUAAAAACGUUUCGGGUAACACUGCGAGCACAGUGUAGAAAGGCAAGGGAGACGGGACAACGAGGUCUCGUCAGGUCGCACGACUCUGUCGUCAUCAGUUACAGUGCCUUCUCAGACAGUGUAAAAAAUCUAUUUUAUUUUCUAAUGCACCGAAAAAUUAUUUUUAACUAGGAAACGUAAAAUUGUUAAGUACUUGGGAUGAUCAAUAACGAAUGACUGUGACUUUCCUAUAACUCUCUACUACAAUAAUCCUGUGACUAGUGGUUUAGUAGGCCUACAGUAUAAUUAUGGUGUACUAUAGUAUUGAUGUUGACUAUUGUGUAAGUUUGAUCUAUUGCGAUCUCUCUGCAUCUAGCAAUAGGUUGGUGAUCAGUAUUCACAGCUCUACUCUUAGUGCUUAACUCGUCAACUACGGUAGUUCGUGUGCUGACUCGGGCCCUCAAUAAUCUUCCUUUCUUUAACUCUUUGUCUUUUAAGAGUUAUUCAAUUUUAUUUUUGUAUUUCAUUGAGAAGUUUCUACAAUUUUUACAGAUGUAUUCACUCUUGAGGCAUUGUAUCAAACAAAAGAUUGUUUCUCUGUUAUAACGUUUUAUCUGCCUAAACAUGCUAACAAACAACUUUAAGAAAUGAAAGUUUGUCUAAAUUUAGCAUUUAGGAGAGUUCCAAAAUCUCUUUAACAAUUUUAUAUUCCUUAUAAAGCCAUCAAAACUCAUUUAACCAAGAAUAUUUUGUCAUAAACAAAUUCAAUAUUGAAAUAGAUUGUAGUUUAUAUGAUUCAAAUAAAUUGUUUGUCAUCACGUUAUCUAAUGGACCUUUGAAGACGACAUGGUUACAUGUACAGUGUGUUUCCCAUUUAAAUAUAUUUUGGUUUUUAGUAUUGAAAAUAUUUAGUAACAAGCAAUGAAAUAAAAAAUAGUAAUUGUUGUUUUUUUAUUUUAAUUCUGUUAAGACUAUUAUACCCUUAGAAAAUUGGUUAUGAUAUUGAAAAAUGACAGUAAUUUUGGUUUAUGUUGCAUAUUUUACAAAGUAAAUACAAUUUUUAUAUAACCAUAGUUCUAGGUAUAUUCAAUUUAUAAUUUAUGGAAAAAGAUGUUUUAUGUGAAGUUUGCAUUAACAUGUUAUCAAUAGGAAAUGCAUUGAAUAAUAUUUUUCAGGCAGGUAGACAUGUAGAUAAUAACAUCCUGGGUAACAUAAAAUUGGGUAUUGUUAUAUAAUUUUGUAAAAUAAAAUUAAGUUAUAUAAACAUAAAACAAAUUUAGGAUUUUUCAAUUCUUAUUUAUUUGGAACAAGAAAGUAUUAAAUUUUUUCUAAAUAUUUCUCUAACUGUUCAAUGAUUUUAAAAAAUUUUCAUUUAUAUCCACAAGACAUUCUUUAAUUGUGUAAUUUUUUACAUUUAAAUUUACUAAGAAUAUUGUGCUUCAAACCAUGAACUUUUAUCUUGUCUCUUUAUAACAUAUAUAGAAAUUGAGGUGUUUACAUUAUAAACAUCACAAACUA
Messenger RNA from Homalodisca vitripennis (glassy-winged sharpshooter), 6497 nucleotides. RefSeq names its product dynamin (gene shi). The transcript has 18 exons. Gene Ontology annotation, molecular function: GTP binding; microtubule binding; GTPase activity. Gene Ontology annotation, biological process: receptor-mediated endocytosis. The record is from RefSeq and is a predicted model, not a curated record. Bases 97 to 2760 code for a protein of 887 amino acids. NCBI's taxonomy places the organism in Eukaryota, Metazoa, Arthropoda, Insecta, Hemiptera, Cicadellidae. Gene Ontology annotation, cellular component: cytoplasm; synapse; microtubule.